AUGAGGUUAAAUAAUUUAAGAUUUGUUCACUGGGCAAGAAGAUACUGACGAAAUCUCAGAUCUGGCUGCAGUGCAACAAGUGUAAAUACACCACGCAUCAUGAUUCCUUUAUGAUGCAUCGCAUGAAAGAUCAUAACGAGGAAAGGGCAGCUGACAAACACAUCUUCGAGAGCUAGCAGGAAAGUGAAAGACAUAGUUACAACAAAGUGAAUGACUUGGAGAACAAGGAGAAUGAAACAGAUGACACUGUUGAUACGUUACAGAUAAUUCUGACAUUGUUAUCAAGGAUGAUAAAGCGAUGGAGGUAACACUUUUGGAGCCGAUUCAGUCAGUUUUCCCUAUUACUCAAUCCACCCCACUACCACUGUUGGAUUUAUCAAAUUGUAAUCAUCUAUAUGCUUCCGCUACAUUACCAGAAUUUUUUCUUACGAAAGGUGUUUCCACGUUGUCCCAAGAACAAAUGUAUGUUCUGCAGCCGAUUGACACAGCUGAUAUUGAAAACUUGAGGAAGAUGAUAAGAUUGGACUUGGAUCCUGAGCAGAAAAUGGAAAUGAAGAGCGAAAGUAGAAAAUGGAUAACCUUGAAAAAGGAUGGAAGUCUAGAGUGGUAGAGAUGUCUUGGAACGAGACAGAAGAAUCAAAUAUUGACGAUGGUGUUUGAUUAACUGUGCAAAAAUCAAAGACACUUUAGUAUUACAUUUGGUUGCUUUAACUAUUGAAAAACUCAGUGUAAUGUACAGAAAUUUAUUAUAAUUCUAAUGUUAUAAAUGAAGUAACUUUAUUCGUCAUACUUCAAUUUCCGCAUGACACUCGCAAUGAUGUUUAUUUUGCUGAUCAAAGCUGUGUCAUGUUGACAAUACAUUGAUGUCAAUUGACUCACGGUUGGAAAAAUUGCAGUUUCGCUCUUUCAAUUUUAUUUAUAUUGCUAAUUGUUAUUCCUCUUAAUCGUAUGUUACUUCGUAAACAACCGUCGUUGUUUGAAUGAUGCAUACUUUCAUUAAAUGUAAUUUAAAGAAAAGAAUUAUAAUAAAAAAAUUUAUCCCACGUAAAAAA
Solenopsis invicta (red fire ant) is the source of this 1052-nucleotide messenger RNA. RefSeq lists its product as uncharacterized. The transcript has 3 exons. Lineage: Eukaryota; Metazoa; Arthropoda; Insecta; Hymenoptera; Formicidae. The record is from RefSeq and is a predicted model, not a curated record. Bases 299 to 610 code for a protein of 103 amino acids.